AUGAAGGAGAACAAAAUGAAGGAGAACAAGAUGAAGGAAAACAAAAUGAAGGAAAACAAAAUGAAGGAAAACAAAAUGAAGGAGAACAAAAUCAAGGAAAACAAAAUGAAGCAAAGCAAAUUUAUUUCAUUUUGUCCCCUCAGCGAGGCACUGUCGCAUACUGAUACACGCAUACGCAACAAACCAGGCGAAUCAAUUUUUGCAAAAAUAAAGAAACAAAAAAUAUGA
Plasmodium inui San Antonio 1 is the source of this 228-nucleotide messenger RNA. RefSeq lists its product as hypothetical. NCBI's taxonomy places the organism in Eukaryota, Apicomplexa, Aconoidasida, Haemosporida, Plasmodiidae. Bases 1 to 228 code for a protein of 75 amino acids. The transcript has a single exon. The record is from RefSeq and is a predicted model, not a curated record.